This is a messenger RNA of Cannabis sativa, 3130 nucleotides long. Its product is annotated as inactive leucine-rich repeat receptor-like serine/threonine-protein kinase At1g60630. Gene Ontology annotation, molecular function: protein binding; protein kinase activity; ATP binding. The transcript has 3 exons. Bases 784 to 2802 code for a protein of 672 amino acids. The record is from RefSeq and is a predicted model, not a curated record. NCBI's taxonomy places the organism in Eukaryota, Viridiplantae, Streptophyta, Magnoliopsida, Rosales, Cannabaceae. Gene Ontology annotation, biological process: protein phosphorylation.
UAUAAUGUAUACAAUUAUUAAAAAAAAUUAAAACACUCUGGCAAAACAAAAUAGGGUGUACAAACAUACAAGUUUAAGUGGGUGUACUAUAUAUUUUUCCUAAAGUUAUAAUGUUUCCUUCUCAUGCUUUGUAUUUUUUAUCUCUUUCAGCUCAUUUCUUGAGCAGAGAGCAGAAGUGAGUGAGUGAGUGAGUCCCUCUCUCUCUUGUAUUAUUAUUUGGAACAAAAUAUACAGAGUAUCAUUGAUGUUAAACACUGUUCAAUACUUUUGCAUAGCUGGAUUUGGGUUUGUUUAAACAAUAUGAAAAAAAGAAUCAUGGAGAAGAGAGAAAGAGAAAGCAGCUUCCAUUAUAUGUGGUGGUCUCUGCAAGUUCUGAGAUGACUUCACGUGAAGUUAUGUCCGUGAGAGAGAGAGAGAGAGAGCGUAUUAGCAAUGCCCACAAAUCUUUUGUGUCUCCAGCUCAACCCCUCUUCCGCCAUUAAUGCACUUCAACAAAGCUUAGGUUCAAAUGGGUUUGGAUUACUUUUGGGUGAGGAAGAUUUUAGAUCUUGAAGUUGUUUUAGUCAUGGAAAGCGAUUGUACUAAUUCACCAAAAAAAAUUCACUCACAGAGGUAAAAAAAAAAAAAUUAAGAAGAGAGCAGAAACAGAAAUAUUAUGAUUUUUGCUUAUUUUGGUUAUUUUUUCCAUUCAUGGAAACAGAUAUAGAUUGAUUUUUGUUGAGAAUAUUCGAAGGGUUUUUUGUUAUUAUACUUGGUUUUGAUUUGAGAGAAAAAGAAGUCGUAAUGGUGGUUUUACAACAGUCGAGUUUGUUUGGGUUUUUGUUGUUGUUAUUGGUUUGUUUUGUACUGGUUCGAUCGGACGAUGGAGAAACGCUUAUGCGUUUGAAAUCAACGAUUGAUCCUUUAGAUUCACUCCCAUGGAGAGGGAGUACUGAGCAAGUUUGUCAAUGGAAAGGGGUAAAGGAAUGCAUGAAUGGAAGAGUCUCCAAGCUUGUUCUGGAAUAUCUCAACUUGACUGGGGUUUUGGACCAGAAGAUCUUAGACCGUUUGGAUCAACUUCGUGUUCUUAGCUUCAAAGGAAACUCCAUUAAUGGUCAAAUCCCCGAUCUCUCUGGUCUCGCUAAUCUCAAAUCCCUUUUUCUUAACCAGAAUAAUUUCUCCGGUGAUUUUCCGGCAUCUAUUUCUGGACUUCACAGGUUAAAGGUCGUUGUACUCGCUGACAAUCAAAUCUCCGGUAAAAUACCGGCGACUCUGCUCAAUCUUCGACGACUUUACUUUCUCGAUUUGCGGAAUAAUUUAUUGACAGGUGAGAUUCCUCCUUUCAACCAGACCAGUCUCAGAUUCUUCAAUGUUUCGAAUAACAAACUCUCUGGAGCUAUUCCUGUAACUUCGUCACUCGUACGAUUCAACUCCUCGUCAUUCUCCGGCAAUGUCGAUCUCUGCGGUGUUCAGAUUCAGAAUCCAUGCGGGAACGAGGUUAGUCUCAGUCCUUCCAUAAGUCCAUUUUCGCCAUUGAUUCCCAGCUCGAGAAAGUCUUCUUCGAAACGGACAAGACUAAUCAAGAUUAUCGCCGGAACCGCCGGUGGCGCCGCGAUUCUCCUUAUCUGUGUGCUUCUUCUUUGGAUGGUUUGCCGGAGUCGAAAUCGCCGGAAAGAUUCUUCCGACGAGGCGAAGAACAAAGGAGUGGUAGUAGCAGCAGCAGCAGCAGUAGAAGGAGGAGGAGGAGGAGGAGAGGACGAGGGCGGUAACAAUGGCGGUGGUCGGAGAGGUAACAACAAUGGUGGAAAACAAGGGUUUUCGUGGGAAGGUGAGGGUCUAGGGAGUCUGGUGUUCUGCGGCGCAGGGGAUCAGCAAAUGAAUUACAGCUUAGAAGAUUUACUAAAGGCUUCGGCUGAGACUUUGGGUAGGGGUAGUAUCGGAAGUACGUAUAAAGCUGUUAUGGAAUCUGGGUUUAUAGUUACUGUGAAAAGACUAAAAGAUGCCAAAUACCCUAGACUAGAUGAGUUCAGGAGACAGAUGGAAGUUAUUGGUAGGCUGAGGCAUCCUAACUUGGUCCCACUUAGGGCUUAUUUCCAGGCUAGGGAGGAACGCUUGCUCGUAUACGAUUAUUUCCCAAACGGAAGCCUAUUCUCUCUAAUUCAUGGUUCAAGAACCUCAGGAGGUGGAAAGCCUCUUCACUGGACAUCAUGCCUUAAAAUAGCAGAAGACUUAGGAAGUGGUUUGCUGUAUAUUCACCAGAGCUCUGGCCUAACUCAUGGAAACCUGAAAUCCUCCAAUGUAUUGUUAGGUUCAGAUUUCGAGUCCUGCCUAACAGAUUAUGGCCUUACUUCAUUCCGAGACCCCGAUUCACUCGAAGAGCCCAGUGCAACUUCUCUCUUUUACAGAGCUCCUGAAUGCCGUGACAUUAGAAGACCUUCCACUCAACCAGCUGAUGUGUACAGCUUUGGUGUACUCCUCUUGGAACUCCUAACCGGAAAAACUCCCUUCCAAGACCUUGUACAAGAGCAUGGCUCAGAUAUUCCUAGGUGGGUUCGAUCAGUUCGCGAAGAAGAGACUGAAUCCGGUGAUGAUCCUGCCUCAGGCAAUGAAACAUCAGAGGAGAAACUUCUAGCCCUCUUGAACAUUUCAAUGGCUUGUGUCUCGCUUGUACCCGAGAACCGGCCUACAAUGAGAGAAGUUCUUAAGAUGAUUAGAGAUGCAAGAGCUGAGGCUCAGUUAUCAUCAAACAGUAGUGACCAUUCUCCAGGGAGAUGGUCAGACACUGUUCAAAGCUUGCCAAGAGAAGAACAUUUAAGCAUAUGAGUGGUUUACUUUAAAUUUAUGGUUUUUUCUUUUUCCUUAAAAUUUAAUUUUCGAUUGGAUUGAUGCAUGAUUCUUCUCUUAGGUACUGUAGAGUUCACUUGUGUAAAGUUUUCAAGAUUCAUUUUUAGUUCUUGUGUUAGCCAGCUAGUUGAUUUAUACUUUUUUUAAGAAGAGAAAAGAAGAAAAAAAAAGGGUGCUCAGGUAACAAGUAUGGUGUUGGAAACUAGACAACAUUUGAUGAAUUGAUGUACUGUACGUAGAUUCUGAUCUGACUAUGUUAAAAGCAAGGUUUUGAAGAACAUACUUUGGAGUUGUUUCACUCAUAAAA